Molecule: messenger RNA, 2802 nt
Organism: Epithele typhae
Lineage: Eukaryota; Fungi; Basidiomycota; Agaricomycetes; Polyporales; Epitheliaceae
Exons: 6
Coding region: 1-2802 (933 amino acids)
Source: RefSeq, a predicted model, not a curated record
AUGCCCCGGGCACGCCGGCACAUAUGCCAGUUUUGCGGCAAGGACUUCCCCACCCCACAAGGGGUACUCUCCCAUAUCAGCCAGUCCACUGCGUGUCGAUCCGCGCGAAGUCAGAAAGUCAAUCGACGCGUACAAGAGCUUCUCCGUGGCGUACCUCAAGAACCCCCACCCUCAGAUACGACUGCCGCAUUCCCAUCCGAUCUCGGAUCUCCUUCAGCAACCCUAUCGGAUGACAGGCAGCAUGGUGUCGGCGAAGCGGCCGACCAACCCUCUCCGACGCAACCCCAUCCCGGCUGCCGGGUGACUGUGGAAGAGGUCGAGGAUGAAGAAGCUGGCGGACUCCCUAAACGUUUAUGGCGUGGGGAAUAUCCGGCUUCAGGUCGCGCUGGUGAACGACUUCGAAGAGCACGUACCACAUUCGAGGAGCUUCUUGCUCAGAAGCACAACAGCAAGACGCCAAUCGUCUCGCCGUUCGCAUCUGAAGAAGAGUGGGACUUGGUGAAGUGGCUCUUCACGAGCGGACUGAGCCAGCAAGCCAUCGAAGAGUAUCUAUCAUUGCCAUUAGUUCGUCGCACAGCGGAUCUGUCGUUUCGGAACAAGUACGAGCUGUUGAAGAAGCUAGAUCAACUUCCCGGGGGCACAGCGGAGUGGAUCUGUAACGAGUGGGAGCUGGUGGGCGAUGAGAAGGACGAUAACGGGAAGAUGAAGACGGAAAAUGUGGAGUUAUGGCGUCGCAACCCAGUGGAGAUCGUCCGCGAACUCUUGGGUAACCCUGUGUUCGACGGAGUUGUGAGGUUUGCUCCCGAGAGGCUUGUCGCGUCCAAGGAUGGUUCGGAGAUUGUCAUCGAGGAGAUGUGGACGGCUGACUGGUGGUGGGAAACACAGGGGAACCUCCCGGCUGGAGCCACCAUCGCUCCGGUCAUUCUCUCAUCGGACAAGACCCAGCUCUCGCGCUUUUCAGGCGACAAGCAAGCGUGGCCUCCCUCCAUGCGCGCAAUGAUCCUGGAACCAUUGAAGGCUGCAGCACAGGACGGCGUUGAGAUGGUCUGCGCAGACGGGUUCAUCCGGCGAGUCCAUCCCAUCAUCGCUGCAUACAUCGCCGAUCACCCGGAGCAGUGUCUUGUGUCUUGCUGCAAGGAGAACUGUUGCCCCAAGUGCACCGUCCACUCGAACUCGCGCGGCGAUCCCGUCCACUGCAUGAUGAAGGAUCCGGAAUCAGUAUGUGAAGUCAUCGACGAGCAAGACCAAGGCCUCAAACCUUCGGAGUUCGAAGACCUAGGCCUGAAACUCAUUGAUCCCUUCUGGCGGGAUCAUCCACACUGCGACAUCUUCUCCUGCUUCACGCCCGACCUACUGCAUCAGUUACACAAGGGAGUGUUCAAGGACCAUACCGUCUCAUGGGUGACAGAUGCUCUUGCUGGUGGAGCGGACGAGCUUGACAGGCGAUUCAAGGCAAUGCCGUCUCACCCCAGUCUCCGGCACUUCAAGAAGGGGAUAUCGUUGGUGUCGCAGUGGACGGGAACGGAGUACAAGAACAUGGAGCGUGUCUUCCUUGGCGCUCUAACAGGCGCGGCUGAACAACCGGAAGUCGUGCGCGCCGUGCGCGCGGUUCUCGACUUCAUCUACUACGCUCACUUCGAGGCUCACACUAGUCGCUCCCUCGCCCGCCUCGAGUCCGUGUGGCGUUCUUUCCAUGCCCACAAACACGUCUUCGCCUCCCUUGGCAUCCGCGACCAUUUCAACAUUCCUAAAAUCCACGCCGCCAUCCACUACCCCGUCUCCAUCCGUCAACUCGGUUCGGCUGACGGCUUCAACACGGAAGCAUCGGAGCGCCUCCAUAUCGACUGCACCAAAGAUGCCUACAAUGCGUCGAACAAGCGGGCGUACAUCAAGCAGAUGACAACGUGGUUGAACCGCCAGGAGACCAUCUCGCGCUUUCAGCACUUCCUCGACUGGGCCAAGCAAGCAGAUCUCACCCGCAAGGAUUCGGACAUGGUCACACCAGGGGCGGCAGGGAGCAUCGAGGACACGGACGGCGACAUUGAGAUGACAGACUCCGUGGGUGAUUCAAACGGUGCGCUUCCCCCCUACCUUGUUGCGAAAAAACCUCCCCUUCCCGCUGUCCCCAUCCGCGAACUGGUCCAACGCUUUGGUUGCACCAACUUUGUGCACAACCUGGAAGACCACCUCAAGACCGUAUUUCUCUCUCGCCCCCGCCGACCCACAGUUCUCAUCUCUGGGAGUCAGACAUUCCCGGUGUAUCACCGAAUGUCUCUGUACCUCCCCGCAAUGCGCCAAGUCUCCCCGGUUCCCAUCAAGGACGUCGUUCGAGCCACACCAUUCAAGCCCGCUCGACCUCUCCAUCCUGCGAUUCCCGCUCACUUUGACACUGUUCUCGCCUGGGAGCCAGGUGUGGAACCGGUGGAAGGGCCCAUAGUUUCGAUUGAGGGGUUGCGUGUCGCUCGUGUGCGAGCGAUCUUCCGCAUGCCCGCAGGUUUUGGCACACACUUCAAGCACCCACUCGCCUACGUCGAGUGGUUCACUCCAUUCCGUGCUGAGCCUGACCCCGUCAAUGGUAUGUUCCGCGUAUCUGUCUCUACAAAUAAUUAUCGCCGCCGCUCUUCUAUCAUUCCUGUUACCUCCAUUGUUCGAAGCUGUCAUCUUAUACCUGUGUGGGGACGGGAGGUUGAUCGGACAUGGACAACAGAUAACGUACUAGAUAAAUGUGAGAGGUUCUUCUUGAAUCCUUACCUUCGUCAUCACGACUUUGUACUACUCCGUUAUCUACGUGAUGAUACAUGA